Molecule: messenger RNA, 1879 nt
Organism: Hypoxylon fragiforme
Lineage: Eukaryota; Fungi; Ascomycota; Sordariomycetes; Xylariales; Hypoxylaceae
Product: Zinc/iron permease
Exons: 5
Coding region: 383-1645 (420 amino acids)
Biological process (GO): zinc ion transmembrane transport
Cellular component (GO): plasma membrane
Molecular function (GO): zinc ion transmembrane transporter activity
Source: RefSeq, a predicted model, not a curated record
GCUCCUGUCCAUAGCAAUGCAUAUUAAAAGCGAAGGCCAUGCCCGAUCUUCCAAGACUUUUUCUGGUUGAUAUCCUUUUCAGAUGUUCCCAUCCCGUGCCUGAGAGUGUUUAGGGGUUUGAUUUUUUCUCUUUUUCUUCUUUUUUUCCUUUUUGGAUUUUUUACUUCUUUUCUAUUAUUUGACGUUUAAGGAUUGACGCCUUACGUUCUCUUAUUCCACCUUAUACUAUCAACUUAGUCGCGGGACGGCUUUCAUUAUUUUUGUGUCCCAUUCUUCGUUGUAUUUUCUGAAUUCAAGGUUCCCAGUCGCCGGACUAUCGACUGUCGGUCUUUAUAUUCUUCUUUAUUUUACCUAUUUAUAAACGGAAAAAAACUAUUACACAAUGUCGGAAGAAAUUUCAAGCGCGAAGCCUAUCUGUGGCGGUGGUAAGGAGGCAGGAGAGUACGAUCUUCCUCUACACACAGUUGGUCUUUUCCUGGUCCUAGCAGCAUCCAUCUUUGGCGCUGGUUUCCCGGUGGCCGCGAAGAAGAUCAGCUGGCUUAAGGUACCUGAGAAGGUAUUCUUUGCCUGCAAGCAUUUUGGAACGGGUGUCCUAAUAGCAACUGCCUUCGUCCAUCUUCUCCCCACAGCUUGGUUCAGUCUUUCGGACCCAUGCCUUCCGGAUCUCUUCACCGAACAGUACCCUCCCCUACCCGGUGUCAUCAUGAUGGCCUCCCUGUUCUGCCUCUUCGUCAUUGAGAUGUGGAUGAACAACAAGAUGGGCGGCCACUCCCACGGCGGCGCCACCGGCUUCGAGCACCACGCGCCCGCUCCCCCUCGACCCUUCCGCGGCCAGGACCGAAACAGCUUCGAAGCCGUUGACCUUUCCGACGAGAAGGGCAUGGCCCAGCGAGCGUUCGACCAGCCCCAGUACCCUCAGCAGGCCCCGUACCCGUACCCGAACCCCGCGGCCGCUGCCACCGAUCUCGACCUCCCGCAGUCUGAGAUGCCCCCGUGGUUCAUCGUCUUCUACGAGCAGUACGUCCGCCAGCGCCUCGAGCUCGUCAACAUGAUCCGCGCCAACGGCGGGCCCAUGCAAUCCCAGGGCAAGCAGGAGGUCGAGGUCGCGGAGAAGAGCAUGUUCGACGAGGAGGGCCAGCCCGUGGACCCCAUGGUCUACAAGCGCAUGUCGAUGAACAUCACCCUGCUCGAGGGCGGUAUCCUCUUCCACUCCGUCUUCGUCGGCAUGACCGUCUCCAUCACCAUCGAGGGCUUCGUCGUCCUCCUGGUCGCCAUCCUCUUCCACCAGAUGUUCGAGGGUCUCGGUCUCGGCUCGCGUAUCGCCGCUGUCCCGUACCCCAAGGGCAGCAUCCGCCCCUGGCUCCUCGUCUUCGCGUUCGGUACUACUGCUCCCAUUGGCCAGGCCAUCGGUUUGAUUGCCCGCAACAGCUACGACCCCAACAGCGCCUUCGGUCUCAUCAUCGUUGGUAUCUUCAACUCGAUCUCCUCCGGUCUGCUUAUCUACGCAGCUCUGGUUGACCUACUCGCCGAGGACUUCCUCUCUGAAGAAUCCAGCCGCACCCUGACGAUGAAGGACAAGAAGGUCGCUUUCGCCUGGGUUCUCCUAGGAGCUGCUGGCAUGUCCAUCGUCGGUGCCUUCGCUUAAACAAGGCCAAGCGAGAAAAAGAACAAAAAAACUACGAGCAAAACGAAUCUUAUGAAAAGUGCGAACUGAAUUCUAUCCUCCCCUGAAAGACAACAAGAGUUCAGGCCGUGUAUUCAUCAAACCGACACACACAACACCAAAGUAGUAGCCCCAUAUCGCCAUGUGCUUUACCAAAUUUAAAGGAAAGCGCUUUAGUCGAAAAAAACAUAAUGAUUGGUCACAAGAGCGAUAAUA